CUGCGUGAUAUUUGUUGUUGUUUUCGUGGAGCGGAAGACGACAGUCGACAUUUUUACACUCGGUUGGACUCCCAAGUUCUAGAAAACAGUCAUUUGAGCAAUAUAAUUUUUUUUUGUAGAAUAAUCAAUUCGGUGAUACGAGGGACUAGCGGAGACUUUGGGACUUGCUCUGUCAUUUGGUCAUACCGUGUUUUAGCUGCCCGAAGAUGGCAAGUCAGUACCAGGGCGCUGUACCGCUGGAGGUGAGGAGAGCGGAGGGAGAGCGUGUCCGGGCCAAGCAUCCUGACAAGAUACCGAUCAUUGUAGAGAGGGCCCAGAGGUCACGAGCUCCUGAACUGGAUAAGAAGAAAUACUUGGUGCCCUCAGAUUUAACAGUGGGGCAGUUGUGUUUCCUCAUCCGCCAGCGUGUGUCAUUGAGACCAGAGGAGGCGCUCUUCUUCUUUGUCAACAACUCCUUGCCCCCCUCCAGUUCCCCUCUUUCUGCAGUCUAUGAGGAGCACCACGAAGAAGACCUGUUCCUCUACAUGACGUACAGCAACGAGAGCGUCUACGGUGCCUGAAGGGAGCAUACCGCCAGGUUGGCCUGGAUGACGAGAACGAGAAAGAGGGGAGAUGGGAGACGCCAUUAUUAUUCUCUAAAUUAGUGUACGAGUAAUCACGUGGUGGGGAAAAAGUCUGAUGGUUGCAGUUUCAUUUAUUAUUAAAUCCUUACAUGGCGAAAGAAAAAUGAAAAAAGGAAGAAAAUUGAUGGAAAAGGAAGUGGUCUCAUGGUCUUGGCCAGAGCUCCCCUCAUCUUUCUCAUGUGUAUUUAAUGAAUAUAGUUUUGGUUUUGUAAAUUGAGCAAUCAUGAACUUUUUUUUUUUGUGUGGCAAAUAAAGAUUACAAAAGCAU
Molecule: messenger RNA, 891 nt
Organism: Phycodurus eques (leafy seadragon)
Lineage: Eukaryota; Metazoa; Chordata; Actinopteri; Syngnathiformes; Syngnathidae
Exons: 5
Coding region: 207-560 (117 amino acids)
Biological process (GO): autophagy of mitochondrion; cellular response to nitrogen starvation; macroautophagy
Cellular component (GO): autophagosome; autophagosome membrane; cytosol
Molecular function (GO): GABA receptor binding; ubiquitin protein ligase binding
Source: RefSeq, a predicted model, not a curated record